Molecule: messenger RNA, 1626 nt
Organism: Pisolithus orientalis
Lineage: Eukaryota; Fungi; Basidiomycota; Agaricomycetes; Boletales; Pisolithaceae
Product: L-lysine 6-monooxygenase (NADPH-requiring)-domain-containing protein
Exons: 7
Coding region: 1-1626 (541 amino acids)
Biological process (GO): intracellular iron ion homeostasis
Source: RefSeq, a predicted model, not a curated record
AUGCCUACCCAAGAAACCAUAUACGAUGUCAUUGGACUGGGAUUUGGGCCAGCCAAUCUUGCGGUCGCUGGGGUUUUCGUGGAGAGGGCAGGUCGAUCCCUUGCGGUUCCCCUUUCGAAAGUUCUGUUUAUCGAAAGGCAAGAAGGGUUUGGGUGGCAUCCAGGUAUGCUGUUACCCGGCGCUCGCAUGCAGAUAAGCUUCCUGAAGGAUCUGGCUACCCUCCGGUCUCCACAAAGCGAGAUCACUUUUGUAUCAUACCUACAUUCGCAGAACCGCCUUUUAGACUUCAUCAACCGUGGUAGUAACUUUCCAACGCGCAAGGAAUAUUCGGACUACCUGGCCUGGGCGGCACGUUUCGUACAAGGUAAAGGUGUCACGGUUGUCUAUGGCGAGAACGUGGUUGGUGUCUGCAAGAAAGAUACCAAAACAAUCGAAAUACAGAGCACGGUCUUGUCGACCGGAAAACGUGUCGUACGGUUGACCAAGAACCUCAUUAUCUCACCGGGCGGCGAACCCCGGAUACCCAAACCUUUGGAGAGCAUCCAGGACCAAUUAAUGGGGCGUAUCAUCCACAGUUCGACAUACUUGAUGUCUGUGGAAGUGUUACUGAAAUCGCUGCAAGGUGAAAACUUUUUGGGACGGCCGUUCCGUAUAGCUGUUAUUGGUUCUGGUCAAUCCGCAGCGGAAGUAAUAUUGGAGCUUCAUUCCCGGUUACAGUCAGUCACCCAUACAAGCGAAGACAACCACACACUCGAUAUGAUCAUUCGAAAAGGGUCUCUCAAGCCCAGUGAUGACUCCCCAUUUUCGAACGAAAUCUUCAACCCAGAUGAUACCGACAUUGUUUUUGGCCUGCGGAGUUCUUCUGGCAGGCAUCGCAUACGCAAGGAGUACGCGAACACGAAUUAUGGUGUAGUUAAUCACCAGACGCUGGAACAGGAGGCACAGUUGUACGAAAUACUUUAUGAACAGAAACUAGACGAUGGGAUCUACAAGCGUACCGGAUCCCUCGUGCCGGAAAAAAUCCCAAGAAUCAAUAUUCUACCUUAUUCCGAGAUCCUGUCUGCAGACGUCCACAACCUUGAGGGACGUCGGGCGAGCGGAAAUGAGCGACCAGGACCAAUUUCCGUGACAGUGCAACACACUCUCACCCACCAAGUUUACCAGAAAGUGUAUGACGCUGUCAUAUGCGCAACUGGCUAUGAGAGGAAGCGAACACAAGAAGAUGUUCGGCUGGAUGUGGAGACGGGUCCCGAGGAACGUGGAAUGGCGGGAGAGUUGUUGACGUCCGAGUCGGUCGAUCACAUUGCCGAUGACGAAGGUAACUCUGGUGGAGGCACCACAACCACAGGGCCUAGUACGCCAAUAACCCCCCAGAGCUCGGUGGAGGACCACUUUCCGAAGAGGCAGAAAACGGUGCAUAUCUCACGGGCGUAUAGGCUCCUUCCAAAAUCUCAGGAUCCAAACGAGUGCCUCGAGGCUCGAAUUUAUGUGCAAGGGGUUGCAGAGGAAACUCACGGGCUGAGUGAUACCCUUUUGAGCGUUGCUGGUGUGCGGGCAGGAGAGAUCGUAGAUGACAUAUGUGCCGAUCUCAACGAUGUGGGACUCGCGGCUCCAAGAGCUCUAUGA